UUCAUAAUCUAAAAUCUGGGUCCUCCGCCAGAACCCACCCAACCCAGCAUUCCCAGGCGCCCCGCCGCCACCGCCAUGGCCAAGCUGCCAGCCGUCCUCCACACCCCGCGCCCCUCUUCCCUCCGGCCAGCCCCCAUCGCCGCCGCUCGGACCUCGUCCGACCCGCCGACUCUCCUCGCCCCCACCUCCAUCCCCCGCGCCGACCUCUCCAAGGCCGCCGCCGCCGUCUCCACCAACCGCAGCUCCGCGGGCUCUUCGUCGUCUUCCACCACCCGCGACCUCGGCUCCGUCGCGAAGGCGGCGGCCAAGCGCCUGGCCUAUGACGAUGGAUUCGCCUUCCCGACCGCUGCAUCGACUCCACCGCCACCGGAGCUCGCGCCCGAGGACCUCGCGCCGCUGCUCGACCUCCCCGACCCCGACGACGCGGCCUCCUCCUCCAGCGUCGUGUCCGCCUCUCCUGCUCACGCCAUGGCCGCUUCCGCCGACUCCACCGUCACCGAGGUCGCAGCGGUCGCCGACAGCGAGCAGGCUCCUCCGUUUCCUCUCACGGAGAUGGAGCUCGUCAUCGCCGAGCUCCGCGGCGCCCGCGGCCUCACCCCGCGCACCAAGCGCCUCGUGGACGCGCUCGUCGAGGUCGCCGCCGCCGAGCUCGACCCCAACCCCACGGCCGCCGCCCUCCGCCUGCGCCGCGCGGGCUUCUGGAGGAAGCUCCGCGUCGGGGUCCUCGCCACGACGGUCUUCGCCGUGGCCGCCAUGGACGUCGCGCUCGCCAUUGCCCUCUUCGCCAGCCGCGGCGGGAGCUCUGGCAACUACCAGUACCACGGGCUGCCCCCUACCUGACUUGAGCCGUUGGCCCGUUGAGCGACCUUAACUUGCUUAUCUAAUGUUUAAUUCGCUUCCUAGCGGCUAGCACCCUUGCCGGCCUCUGAGUUCAGUCUGCUGUUUCUCUAUUCCUGCAACUCUCCGCCGCAUCGACCGAUCAAUGCCUUUUCCCUGAUUUUUGCAAACCCUUGCGGCAUGGAGGUCCAAUGGAUUUUGAACACUUCUGCUCAUUGAUGGAUUAGUUGUGUGGUGAGCCCUAUACCUUUUGCUCUUGUUAUUUUCGUGCCCUUGUGCUGCUUACGCAACGGAAAUCUAUUGCAUGAUCUGUUCUAUUAAGUGGAAUAUGUGUCAAACAAUGCUGUGGCAUCAAAGAUACGAGUACAUGGGUGGAUGGAAAUCUUGUUCUGUUGUUUUAUGUUCAUCUAAGAUAGAAUGUUUCAGGUCAGGUGAUUUCUGUUGUUUUUCUAUGCAUAAGUUUGAGCAUGUACAUUUAUCGUUCUGCGAUUAUGAUAUCCUCAUGUCUGUUCGAGAUAACACUAGAUUCA
Molecule: messenger RNA, 1367 nt
Organism: Brachypodium distachyon (stiff brome)
Lineage: Eukaryota; Viridiplantae; Streptophyta; Magnoliopsida; Poales; Poaceae
Exons: 3
Coding region: 76-840 (254 amino acids)
Source: RefSeq, a predicted model, not a curated record